AUGGACCACGCCGCGGGGACCUCCCCUCGCCCCGGAAGGCUGGCAACCCCUUGUGUCUCAUCCAGGCAUGCUAGCUCUCAGUCUCCAAGUCAGGACGACUUUACUCCUCUCCCUUCAAUCAAUGAGCGUUUGGCCUUUCUCUGCCCCUCCCGGGAGCUGCUGGAAUACUACCGCAAGACGAUCGCUGACUUCGAUAGGGAGCAUGAGGAUUUGGUUAAAAGGCUGGAGAGAUACAAAGAAACGUAUGAUGAGCAGCACAAAUUGCAAUGGGAGGUACGUCAGCGAGAAGAGGAGAUUGCAGAGUUGCAAAAGGCUUUGAGUGAUAUGCAAGUCUACCUCUUCCAGGAAAGGGAACACGUCCUUCGGCUUUACUCGGAGAAUGACCGGCUGAAAAUCAGGGAACUGGAGGAUAGAAAAAAAAUUCAAUAUCUCCUGGCUUUAAUGGGAACAGACAAAGGAGAAGUGACAUAUUUUCACAAAGAGCCUCCACAUAAGGUUACUGUUCUGCAAAGGCCAGCUAAAUCCAGAGUGUCACAUGAACAAGAUGACACUUCUAGAACAGGCACCAAGAGGAGCACUUCAAUACCAGCAGCAAAAAGAGAGAAACCAGAAAGUCCUGAGAGGUAUCAGAGAGAUAAUCAAACACUUCUACUUCAGGUGGAGGCCCUGCAGGCUCAGAUAGAAGAACAGACACGAUUAUCCAAGGAACAGGUUGAGGCACUGUUAGAGGACAGGCGGAUUCACAUGGAGGAAGCCCAGGUCCAGCAUCAGAGGGACCAGGACAAGAUCAAAACAAUAACAGAUAAACUCCGUAAGACUCAAAAUCUCUUAUAUGAGAGUACUCGUGACUUUCUCCAGCUCAAGUUUGAUGCCCGAGCCAAUGAGAAAGCAUGGAUGGCAGAGAAGGACAAUCUGUUGAGGAAACUUGACAAAAAUCUGGAUAUCAGAAAGGAGCCAGGAAGAGAGAAGCAGAAAGAUACCAAGAAGACACUUCAAGCAGAUGAUGGAGCUUUGAAACUCCACAGCCGAGAACUAAAAUCACUGCAAGAACAGCUAAUGGAGGAGCAGCGCCUAUCAAACAUGUAUAGAGAGCAGUGCAUCACCCUGGAAGAUGAGCUAGCUAGGAUUCGUGAGGAGGGAGAUGUCGGCAGAGAACUCUUUAAGGAACGCUCAGAAAAGAUGGUUAAGCGCCUGAAGCUGAUGACUCAGCGAUAUGAGGCCUUGGAAAAACGUCGUAAUAUGGAAGCAGAAGGCUUCAUGAAUGACAUUAAACAGCUUCGGCAGAAGCUGAAAGAUGUAGAGAAGCAGCUUUUCAAGGUGACUCUGAAUAUGGGACCAGACCAGGAUCUUGCAAUUCUACAUGAGGUCCGCCGAGGAAACAGACGAACUCAUAAAAUUCAAGGAGAACUAAAAAACUUAAAAGCAAAAAUCUUUAUCUUGGAGAAUGAAUUACGGGUCUGCUGA
This is a messenger RNA of Nestor notabilis (Kea), 1464 nucleotides long. RefSeq names its product coiled-coil domain containing 77 (gene CCDC77). Gene Ontology annotation, cellular component: centrosome. The transcript has 11 exons. Lineage: Eukaryota; Metazoa; Chordata; Aves; Psittaciformes; Psittacidae. The record is from RefSeq and is a predicted model, not a curated record. Bases 1 to 1464 code for a protein of 487 amino acids.